ACCCUCAUCAAAAUCCGCCAUCAACCGAAACAAAACUUCUCAAAUCCAGGGAAAACAAAAAAAAGGAGCAUGGAAAUCAGUACACCGUUAACCACCAUAUCUCCAAGACAUUCCUUCUCUCAUGGCCUCUUCCCACCCUCCAAUCUCAACCCAAUCCCUCCUCCUAACACUCUCAAUAGAAGAAAACCAAUCGCCCUCAAAUCCGUCCAAAAUUACAGAAAAACCCUCUCCUCUGAUUGGGCCCUCACCACCUCUUCUUCUGGCCCUUGGAUGCCUAGGUUGGAUGAGCUUGACACUACCAACAUGCUCCUCAGGCAGAGGAUCGUCUUCCUGGGUUCUCAGGUGGAUACCAUGACCGCAGAUCUGAUUAUCAGCCAGCUCUUAUUUCUGGAUGCUGAAGACCAGAAGAAAGAGAUCAAAUUGUUUAUAAAUUCUCCGGGUGGCUCCGUAACUGCCGGAAUGGGAAUAUAUGAUGCUAUGAAGUUAUGCAAGGCAGAUGUGUCUACAGUUUGCUUGGGUCUUGCGGCAUCUAUGGGCGCAUUUCUGCUUGCUUCUGGAACAAAGGGAAAGAGAUUUUGCAUGCCAAAUGCCAGAGUAAUGAUCCAUCAACCGCUGGGAACUGCUGGAGGGAAAGCAACAGAAAUGGGCUUACAGAUCAGAGAAAUGGCAUACCACAAGGUUAAGAUGAACAAAAUAUUCUCAAGAAUUACAGGGAAGCCUGAGAAGCAGAUCGAAGAGGACACUGAUCGUGACUAUUUCAUGAACCCCUGGGAGGCGAAGGAAUAUGGUCUGGUAGAUGCAAUCAUCGAUGAUGGGAAACCGGGUCUGGUUGCCCCAAUUGCAGAAUCAACACCUCCGCCAAAAACUCGUGUGUGGGAUUUGUGGAAAGUCGAAGGGAGCCGGAAAGGUAAGAAGAAUUUGCCAUCAGAGCAGAAGAUUUCGCGGAAUGGCUUUGGAGGAAGCCAAGAAGGCGAUGGGGAGAAAGGAUCAGAACAAGAAAAGGAAGCGGCCACGCCAGUGUGAGGUGCGUAAUUGGGCCAUGCUCCUCCAUCUUGUAUCACUAUGAUCAGAAGAAUCUGCAAAGCUGCAGAGGUUUCAGAGGUUGGGAGUGUUUGGAUUUGGCCAUCUACGAAAGGGUAAAAGUCGCUAAUGAGUGACGGACGGGAGAAAGAUCCUUGUCUAUAACAAUGGCUGAAAUUCCGGUACAAACUUAUACAAGGAUCACUGUCUGAUCUUAGUGUCCAAAAAUACAUUUCAAAAGAAUUUUAAGCUAUGAAGCUUGAUAUGUCCACAUAUGCAUUAUGAUAAUGUCAUGCCAUUGCAUCCUCA
Messenger RNA from Magnolia sinica, 1329 nucleotides. RefSeq names its product ATP-dependent Clp protease proteolytic subunit 3, chloroplastic. Gene Ontology annotation, cellular component: endopeptidase Clp complex. Lineage: Eukaryota; Viridiplantae; Streptophyta; Magnoliopsida; Magnoliales; Magnoliaceae. Gene Ontology annotation, biological process: protein quality control for misfolded or incompletely synthesized proteins. The transcript has 5 exons. Gene Ontology annotation, molecular function: serine-type endopeptidase activity; ATPase binding; ATP-dependent peptidase activity. The coding region runs from base 70 to 1023 and encodes 317 amino acids. The record is from RefSeq and is a predicted model, not a curated record.